GUCUGAAACUGUUUCUCUUUUACAUAUUUUUCUUUCUCUUUUAUCCAAAGACCAUUACAUGUCAAGAAAACUGUUCUAUGGUUAAAUGCAGCGACAUCGGAAACGAACCAGAAAUACUCUAUCCGUUCGUGAUUAAAGAUCUGCAGGGUGGAGGAUGUGGUUACCCGGGUUUUAAUAUCACAUGUAAUACUUUCGAUAAGACGGUAUUAAAAUUACCACAGUCGGGAGAAUUCUUGGUUCGAUCAAUCGAUUAUGAUAAGAAGGAGAUAAGGCUUUACGACCAAAACAAUUGCCUUCCACGGCGUUAUCAACAACAAAAUUUGAACGUCAAUCUGUCACCUUUCAAGGCUUUUUAUUAUAAAACAUAUAACAUCUUCAGUUGUCCACCAUCAAUACAAAGUGAUCCCGUUGCCAAUGCAGUUGGACCAAUUUUAAUUGUUCCUUGCCUUAGUAACUCAACAACCACUGUACUGGUUUCGGUUUCUGAUGGCAGCCAACUUGAUGGCAAUAUUACCAGAGUAUUGAUUAACGGAGGGUGCCAGCAAGUUUCUCCUAUUACUAUACCUAUUCCCUUCGAUGCUAUUACUAAGGUCUAUAAUUAUGUUUUAACUGUUGAAGAUCUUUUUCUUACAUGGGUCGAACCAAGGAAACCGGAAGAAGAAGAAAAAUUCAAUUGGAAAAAGACACUGUUUACAAUAAUUAUUCCAGUUCUUGGCGGGUUGGCGGCAAUAGCAACGAUAGUUGAUCUUCUUCGCAAGAGAAGAAAAAGAAAGCAAAAGGCGCGGGACCAGAUGCAGAAUGGCGGAAAUCCAUGAGUCCUACAUUUGAAUUUGUACUGUGGUCCUAAUACAAAUCUGCUCUCGUGGGUUUAUUAUGACUCCCUAUUUGAUCCCAAAAUGGGAUAUCCUGGCCUCCUUGUUGAGGCAUGGAUAUUGUAGUUAUCUUUGUUUGCGUGUGGGUUGUAUUGUCUUCGUUUGUGUUUUGGUUGUCUUUGUUUUUGCUGCCUGUUGUAAGCUGUUCUUCACCACCCUGAUGA
Molecule: messenger RNA, 1036 nt
Organism: Papaver somniferum (opium poppy)
Lineage: Eukaryota; Viridiplantae; Streptophyta; Magnoliopsida; Ranunculales; Papaveraceae
Product: putative RING-H2 finger protein ATL21A
Exons: 2
Coding region: 78-815 (245 amino acids)
Molecular function (GO): polysaccharide binding
Source: RefSeq, a predicted model, not a curated record